GAGUCGGGCAGUGGUGAGGAUGACCGUCGCUCUCAGCCGAGGAGGUCCCUGCACGGCGGUACCUCUGGAGAACACGAAGGCUAUAAAAUAAGUCAAGACACAGCCAGCGCUUGAUGUCUUCACUAUAUCCUCAUGUCUCCCACAGACUUUAAGCCAGACUCCACUGAUACACAUUGAUAACCUGCUGCAGCAGUUAUGUCCCAAUAACUCGAGGCUGUUUCUCAUUUGCUCUUGCUCCUUAUGUAACUGAACCACAAGGUUUGUGUGUUGGGAGAAAAGGGUGGGGAUGAAACAAGCGAGGUCUCCAAACCAAAAGCUCAUGUGUGUUUAAUUGAGUGUUUUACUUGAGCUUAGUGGGCAAAUCCCCCGUUGACCUUGUUGACGUUCUAUCACUGUCGGACAGAAGUUUUUUUUGUUUUUUUUUUACAAUAUUAUCAGUUAUUAAAACAUAACACUCCAACCAUAACAUGUGUAAUCCGUCAUGAAUGUGUAACCAGGUGCCAGUCAGUACAAAGGUUUCUCCCAACCACAGGAGACGUCUUCUUAUCAGGUUUGAGGGCCUAAACACGCCCUGUUGGUGGAAAUCACCUGGUGGAGUAAAUAGCCAUCUGCGACCCGGUCUGGGCCGGACUGGGGCGCUGGUGGUGCUGGUGCCGUGGGAGGCGGACUUCCUGCACGUCCCCAUUGGCUCCUCGCGCUUCCCAGAAACACGUGUCUCCAGCUCCUCCCUCCUUUAACCGCUCCGGCGAGUUUGACCCAAGUCAUACGUCUCGUCUCCUCGCGGGGUGAGGGUGCCUCCAUUAUGGACUGAGGAAGUUGACAUAGCGGUACGGUACCGGUUCUUUCGCUCGUAUGGGACACCCAGGGGAGCCAGGCGCUGCUGAACGGGGCAGGAACACGGCGUGCUAGGCUGAGUUCCCCGCGACACUGAUUGCAGCAGAAUCACAUUUGGAAACGCCUGUCUUCGCGGAACAUUUCCUCACUUUUGACUCUACUAUGAGCUUCAAAGCCCGGGGACGGCCGCUGCUUUCCGCGAUGCUGGAGCACGUGCGUGGCGCACAGGAGUAAAAGUUCCCACUCUCAUCCGACGCCCCCCCUCCCGUCCACCGGCAUGACCCUCGGCGCCGUGUCCGCCUCCGACAGCUCCACAGCGGUCAGCUUCUGCUCCUGCUGCGGGGCCAAGAUGGUGCCCUACUUCAGCGGCGACGCGAUGGUGUCCAAAAAUCAGAUCAACCAGCUUAUAAGUGAGAGCUUUCUCACUGUGAAAGGUGCAGCCCUGUUCCUUCCUAGGGGUAAUAGCCCCACACCCAACUCCGCACCUUGCAUCAGCCAACGCAGGAACAAGCACACAGGUGACCUCCAGAAGCAUCUUCAGACCAUGUUCACUGUGCUGCGGCCGGAGGACACCAUCCGACUGGCCGUGCGUCUGGAGAGCGCCUACCCUCAGGUAACCCGUUACAUGGUGGUGGUCUCCACCAAUGGGCGACAAGACACAGAGGAAAGCAUCGUCCUCGGCAUGGACUUCUCUGAUAGCAGCUGCUGUACCGUGGGCCUGGUUCUACCUCUUUGGAGUGACACUUUGAUCCACUUGGAUGGAGACGGCGGUUUUAGUGUGUCGACGGUGAACAGGGUUCAUGUGUUCAAGCCGGUUUCUGUCCAGGCCAUGUGGUCAGCCCUCCAGUCGCUCCACAAAGCAUGCGAGGUGGCUCGUUGCCAUAACUACUACCCAGGCAGCUUGUUCCUGACGUGGGUCAGCUACUACCAGAGCAGGAUCUCAUCCAACCAAUUCUGUAUCAAUGAGUGGAACACCAUGCAGGACAUCGAGUCGCAUCGUGCCAACUCACCCAUUCUCUUCACAGACCUCCCCACAGAGCGGGAGCGCACAGAGAGGCUGAUCAAAAUGCGCCUCAGAGAGAUUAUGAUGCAGAAGGACCUGGAGAACGUCACCUGCAAAGAGAUCCGAACAGAGCUGGAGAUGCAGAUGGUGUGCAACCUGAGAGAGUUUAAGGAAUUCAUAGACAACGAGAUGAUAAUCAUCCUGGGACAGAUGGACAGGCCCACUGAAAUCUUUGAUCAUGUUUUUCUGGGCUCUGAGUGGAAUGCAUCCAACCUGGAUGAGCUUCAGAACAGCGGAGUGCGUUACAUCCUGAAUGUGACCAGGGAGAUAGACAACUUCUUCCCAGGGAUGUUUGAGUACCACAACAUUAGAGUGUAUGAUGAAGAAGCCACCAACCUGCUGGAGUACUGGAAUGACACCUACAAAUUUAUCACCAAAGCCAAGAAAGCUGGGGCUAAGUGUCUGGUCCACUGUAAGAUGGGUGUGAGCCGGUCCGCCUCCACAGUCAUCGCCUAUGCCAUGAAGGAGUACGGCUGGGACCUGGACACUGCCUUCGAGUACGUCAAAGAGAAACGAGCUGUCACCAAACCAAACCCUUCCUUUAUGAAACAGCUGGAGGAGUAUCAGGGAAUUCUGCUGGCCAGUAAACAAAGGCACAAUAAGCUGUGGCGCUCCCACUCGGACAGCGAUCUGUCUGACCGCCCAGAGUCUGUGUGUAAACCUUCGUCCCACUCCUUUGGCCGCUCUGACUCUCACAACAAUAACACCUCCCCCUCCUUACAUCACUUCCUGGGCGUGGCCGUGCUGCAAGCACUCGGCGCUGAACCGGAAGACUCGGCCAAAUCAAACACCACACACACCUCUGACUCACACUCACUCUGCAACGGUGUGUGUGAGUCACCGGUUCAGGAGGAGGUCAGAUCAGAUGGUGGAAACCCCUUCCUGCAUCCCCUUCCCAGGGCUCGGGCAGCCACUGUAAUUCCAGAGGAAAGACUGGACAAUUCAGCAAGCGUGGCCAUAACUGUUCCUGUCGCUGUGCCCCACCCGCCACCGCUGCUUCACCUUCUACCUCCUACCCCCAAACUGCAGCGUGCUCGCCAGGCUCCUCCCACAGACUUGUUGAUUUCCCUGCCCAUACACUAUGUGGCCGAGCAAAACAGCUCAGAGGACAUUUCUCCCCUCACUCUGGAAUCCACCACUUCUGAUAUAGUAGAUCAGUCAUUAUCAGAUUUAACAAAUGACAAAAGCAGCCCUUCCAGCCCUUCUACUGCCACCACUUUUCCUCUGAGUAUUCCCCUCGCUCCAAGUGAUGACAACAACAACCCCAGUGAGUUUCAUAUGGACAGCCGGGGCGAGGCCGAUGGGUCGUCCAACCACAGCGCAGACAGCAUCGACUUCUUCAGUGCCAGGGAAAAGUUUCUGGGCUUGACACAAGACGGUAGGAGCCUUUUGGAGCAGACGCAGCAGAGGUCACCGCUGUCGAACGAGGAAAAUGAGGAAGCGAAAUCAGAUGAGGAGGAAGAUCAAGGAAAGGAGAGUCAGGUGUCUCUGCAGUUGGAAGACAGCUCUGACCAAACUCACUAUAUGCACCAUGACAAUGGAGUCUCCGUCCGCCAUAUUGUAACAGAGAUCGAAGCCAUAUCCCACCCUGCCUCCUGCCUUCCUACUUCCUUGACUUCCUCCUCUUCGUCGCUACCCCCAUCUCCCCACAGUCCUCACUUCGUCCACCUGGAACAUCAAGAGGAGACAGAGGCGUCUGAAGUCACACACACUUCUCUGAUUUCACCCUCACAUGCACCGUCUCCCCCCACGCUGCCGUGCGACUGGCCAGCAGGCUCCGUGCGGCGGGUCACCAAGCAGCUGGAGCAGAAGCUGAGGCAGGAAAUGGAGAUAGCAGUUCCUCAGCGGUCCCCCCUGCAUUCUCCCAGCGCCGAACACCCUCCUGCCAGACUUCCCCUGUGCUCCGUGAGCACCGAACAGCCUCCACUUCACUCCUUUCUGCACUCCACAGAACAAAGAGUCACUCAGGGAGAGAUCGCGGCUGUUUCUGCUGAAUCCAAAGACGAAGAGAAGCAUACGGAGUCACGACGGGAGUAUCAAAGACUCAACUCCUCAGGCACAGACAAACUCCCAGACCCUUCAUGCUCCUCUGACUCAAAUAUCAGCCAAGUCUCUGAUGCUACACCUAACAUUACACACACACCCACAUGUAGCCAUACUCUGAAAUCCUCACUGACUUCUAACAGCCAGCUAUUGGAAUCACCUCUAGAUACCUCAGCCUGGUCAAGUCAAAGCAAGCAGUGUCAAACACCACCCCAAGCCAGGUCAAACCGAACGACUCUGGAUGGGGUGACGGUUCAGGAGUCAGAUACAGAUAGCGAGCUGGAGCCCAGUGUACAGAGCAGGACAUGGGGCUGCGGCUCCAACUGCGAGGCUCAGAUCAGACUGGCUCGCGGCAGCCAGGAACUGGAGAGAAUUCAGCAGACGCUGAGAGAGCUGCAGGCUUUCCUCCAUGAGGGAGCCAGCUUGGAGGUGACAGACAGCGAAAUACAAGGACCGGAGCAGCCUCGCGGGCUGAGAGACGUGAUGGACACGCAGCCAGGACCUUGUAAAGGGGUGAGUUCUGAACAGACCUCUCCACGCCUGGAAGUAGGGCAGCAGCUCGAAAAGAGACAAGACCAAAAAAGUUUUCAGGAGCCGGCGGGGUGGCACAGAGCCAUGGAGCUGGAGGCACGGAUCCGCCAGGCGGGUCUCACCCCCCCUUCUCUCAUGAAGAGGUCGGCCUCCUUAGCUAAACUGGACUGUCUGGAGCUGUCGGCCAACGACCUCAAUGACUUAGACCUCAGGCCACACACUAGGACGAUAUCAACACACUCCCAGGACUCGUUUAGCUUCUCCCCAGCUUACCCAGACGAAACCUGGAAGAAGCAGAAGGUGUUGGCUAAAAAUAAGCCCGUUUUGUCCCGCGGUGACUCAUCCUCGCCACCGUCCCUCUGCCUCCCUUCCUCCUCCCUCCCUCACCAUCACCCAGCGAAGGAUGCAGGCGAGAGGGAGGAGCCAGACGGCAGCGGGAGCGGCGCGGCCACGCCAACGCGCCAGCAGGGGAGGGGGCAGUCAUCGAGGCGCUCACGCAAGUCUGCUGAGAAAAAGCAGCGAGGAGUCACUGUGCUAUACAACACCAUGUAACCUCAGCGCAAUGGAACGGACACGACUGGAGAUGUGCAUGAUGUGUAUGAAUGUGUAGCAGAUCAACUAUAGACCCCGUGUAACCUGAUGUAUGUACAGUGUGUAAGACCUGAAGGUCUGAAUGAACGUUUUUGUUUGCAUGUAAACCACUGGAUGUGUCGUUUCAACUGAACUUCAGGUAACGUGUAAUGAAAUAUGAAUGUCCAUAUUAAGACUGAACCAGUGCACUCUAUGCACCUCAUUACGUGUCUGUCCCCUUCUUUUCUAUUUUAAAGAAGCAUUUGUUUUGACUCUCGCUGCUUGUUCAAGUUUCUAAAACUACAAGACGAGCGGCUUCUCACAAACAUGCACUUUACCGUUUGGAUGUUUUUCUUUUGUUUUUCUAUUUUCGUAUCCUGGGAAGGAUUGUUUUGCACUGAUCUCGCUAGACUUGUCUGUGUGUGUGUUCGUGUGUGUGUGUGUGUGCAUUUGUUUUCAAAGAGUGCAGACUUGUCUUUAUUCAGAUUUUUAAUUGAACCAGGAAAAAGCUGAUGUUUUUUAUUCAGUGCUUUGGCAUUAAAUAAAUAUGGUGACUCUGUU
This is a messenger RNA of Betta splendens (Siamese fighting fish), 5602 nucleotides long. It is a transcript of the gene ssh2a, whose product is annotated as slingshot protein phosphatase 2a. Gene Ontology annotation, cellular component: cytoplasm. The record is from RefSeq and is a predicted model, not a curated record. The transcript has 15 exons. Lineage: Eukaryota; Metazoa; Chordata; Actinopteri; Anabantiformes; Osphronemidae. Bases 1112 to 5023 code for a protein of 1303 amino acids. Gene Ontology annotation, molecular function: actin binding; protein tyrosine/serine/threonine phosphatase activity. Gene Ontology annotation, biological process: protein dephosphorylation; actin cytoskeleton organization; negative regulation of actin filament polymerization.